UUUCCAUCAAAGCUAACCCUUGCUAUAGGUAGCAAAAAUAAUGAACGAAUAUUCUAUAGUACUACUAUAUAGUACUACAAUUCACUUGGAAGUAUCUGUGUCAUCCCUUGUUCUGCAAAACCAAGGCAGAAAUCCAGCAUGUCAGACAAGGAGAAAUUUCACAUUUCCGGACCAUUGCUUUUGCCAUCAACUAUGGACUGGUCGAAUUUCCGUGACCAAAAAUCGGUUGCAGCUAGUUUUGUUCGAGGCACCUACGUUUUGGAGCUUGACCACCUCAACAAUCGACAAGGGGAAGCAUCCCUCGCGCCUCCAUGGUUCGAAUCUUUCGGUUUCGAGCUAUCCAAACCCCUCGCCGACGACCACGGCGACAUAUUCGGCGCCGUAUAUCAUCGCAAUCAACACCAGCCUAGUUGCGUGGUGGCCUUCCGCGGCACCAACACCAAAGACAUCCCCGGCUUCGUCACGGAUAGCAUGAUCAACUUCCGCAUAUGGAGUUACACGCUGGAGGAGACCGGCCGCUUCGAGAAGGCUCUAGAAGCCGUGCUUGACGCGGUCAACGACUUCGGCGUCGACAACGUCUGGAUCGCAGGGCACUCGCAAGGCGCCGCCACGGCACUCCUGAGUUCUCAUAUUCAGUUGAAAGCUCAUCAAUACACUUUUCAUCUUAAUCCACCAUUUUCCACACAAGAGGUGGCGAUCUAG
Molecule: messenger RNA, 702 nt
Organism: Salvia hispanica
Lineage: Eukaryota; Viridiplantae; Streptophyta; Magnoliopsida; Lamiales; Lamiaceae
Product: GDSL esterase/lipase At4g10955-like
Source: RefSeq, a predicted model, not a curated record